Molecule: messenger RNA, 1395 nt
Organism: Ilyonectria robusta
Lineage: Eukaryota; Fungi; Ascomycota; Sordariomycetes; Hypocreales; Nectriaceae
Exons: 1
Coding region: 1-1395 (464 amino acids)
Source: RefSeq, a predicted model, not a curated record
AUGCGUCGUCAGUCGCAUCACAUCGAACCCUCCGUGUUUCUCCAGGUAUUGGUCCACUCUGGUCAGGAACACGCGGAGGAACACGCGGAGGUGCACCCGAUACUGAGGUGGCAUCUAAGAUUACCACGCUGCAACGAUGGGGCAUGGCGGGCUGUUCUCCGGCAGCGCAAUCCGGGCUCGUCUUUGUAUCCGAGGCCAGUGGACGUUGUGGGUGGUCCAGUUACCGCAUCCUGGCGGCACGGCAGAGGGUUUCGGCUGUUGCCACAAUGGAAGGAUACGCCGCCUGCUUCCGGGGGCUGGCGUCUCGCAGGAUUCAUGAUGCUUAGGGAAUGCACCCAGACAACGACCAGGCAAUGCACUGCCUACGCCACCUCGUCUGCAUGCUUCAUAUCCAAUCCCUCACCUCCCGGCGCCUCCCACGACGCCCAUUCCGAGGGCUCCGACCCCCAGGUCCCGAAAACCGGGGCCGGGCCCGGAAGCGGUCUCCACCAGCCACCAACUGAUGCCCCAUGCGCACUACCGGCCAGAAUCACCACCAAAGUGCCCUUCCAAGAUGGCUGGCCAUGGCAAUGUCGAAGAACCAAACAAACCACCCUUGCUCGAUUAACAAGCCCUCCACCCACCCUCAAGCUCCGUCCAAUGGCAUGGCCGUCGUUUCCCUUGACCACAAAUUGUCUCAUCUUUCCUGCCGCCACACCCCUCAUUACCCCCGUCGCAGAAUUGCCUCACACACAUUCGCUGGUUGCUGCCACAAGACGCCAACCGGCACCUACCCCGGUCAGCCCCGCUCGGCCCCGAGCUUUCCUGCGAACCUCCGCUCGGCUACCGACGCGAUCCACGGCCAUCUCCCGCGCCUACCCAUCUUACGACGUCUGGGCCACGAACAAAAACCACUUCCCCCCCAACGCCCUCGCCCGCGCGUGGGUCUCCCCUCUCCUCGAGAUCUCGAUACCCUCGGCUCGACUCCAUUUUACCAUGGGUGCUGGUGGCCCUUGCUCGUGCCCUUGGUCGCUUCAACAGUGGCUCGGGAAUCCAUCAUCACUUACAGCCCCAACCCAGCAUCAACACCAUCACCAGGACCUCGCAACGUCGGGAACCAGCAAGGCUGUGUGCCCUCAACAAACGUUGGCGGUGGGAGCUUGCUUGCUCGCCCAGCAUUGCUCGCUCAAUAAGGCAUGUCCAUCCAUGUCCUUCAUCUGGCGCCAGUCGGCUCGGCCUCAUCAACGGACUGCCGAAAACAUUGUCCGCUCCAUCCUUGAGAUCGCCGGUAGCCCUCCUAGGUCCUGCCCGGGGAUACUUUCCCAGGCAAUUUCCAAGUCAUGUGAUCCACUUAGUCGGCUUCUCGUACCAGGAAAUAAUUCGAGAAGCCGGAGGGAGGUAAGUCAAGUCUUCUAA